GGGAUGGAACAAUCCUACAGAACCACCAUCUCCAUCUAUAAGAGCAUUCUGGAGCAGUUCAACCCCGCGCUGGAGAACCUGGUGUACCUGGGAAACAACUACCUGCGUGCCUUCCAUGCGUUAUCCAAAGCAGCUGAAGUGUAUUUUAAGGCGAUCGAGAAGAUUGCGGAGCAAGCACUGCAGAGCUCCACCUCACAUGUGCUGGGUGAAAUUCUGAUGCAGAUGUCUGACAUGCAGAGACUCCUGAGCUCUGAUUUGGAAGUUGUGGCCCAAACCUUCCAUGUGGAUCUGCUGCAGCACAUGGAAAAGAACACCAAAAUGGAUGUGCAGUUCAUCAGAGAAAGCCAGAAGCAGUACGAGUUGGAGUACCAGCGCAGAGCCUCCAACCUGGAUUUGUGCACAGCCAACAUGUGGAGAAUGGAGAGAGCCCGUGAUAAAAAUGCCAGGGAGAUGAAGGAGAAUGUGAUGCAGCUGCGCUUGGAGAUGCAGGCAUUUGUAUCUGAGAGCCAGAGGGAGGCCGAGCUGGAGGAGAAACGCCGCUACCGCUUCCUGGCUGAAAAGCACCAGAUGCUCUACAGCACUCUCCUCCAGUUUUACAGCAGGGCUCGGGGCAUGAUACAGACCAAGGCACCCCAGUGGAAGGAGCAGCUGGAGGCCACCCGCAACCCCUCAAACAGUCACUCUCAGGCUCUUCUCACAGCCUCCCACAGCCAGGGGUAUCCAUCAGGCCGGCUCACCCCCACCCACCUUGAGAUGCCCCAGAGACCCCUUGGGGACUUUCCUUCUUCCAUGACUGGGAGCAGAUCCAGCAUCUUCUCUCCAGAGCCUUCAGAAACAAGGCUGUCUCCUCAGCCAGAGACCCCUAGGCGGCCACUGCGGAGGACACCAUCAGCCAGUCUGCUGCCUACAGGCCGUACCUCCCGCUCGGGCUCCUUUGGCGAGGCCAGCAGCAGCGGUGAGGGCAGGAGGAGGAGUGGCAUGGCGAGGGUGCAGGCUCUUGUGCCACACACCACGGGCACCAACCGCACCCUGCUGCGCUUCGAGCCUGGGGACGUGGUCACGGUGCUGAUGCCGGACGCGCAGAACGGUUGGCUCUACGGCAAGCUGGAGGGCUCCUCCACAUGUGGAUGGUUCCCCGAAGCUUAUGUCAAGCCUCUGGAGGAUGCAAGGGAGAUGGAGGAGCCAGCCACCAGGUCCUUCCCACUGCGAAGCAGUCACAGUAUGGAUGACAUCCUUGACCGUCCCAGCACUCCUUCUUCUAGCAAUUACAGGCCUGCUGCUGCUGCCCAGCCCAGUUUGCCAAACCCACCUCCCUUCUCAGUGGGUGCCAGCAGUCACCAGGGUGGAGUGGCCACCCCAGUCAGUUCUGGCUCCAAGAAAUCAGGAGUAUUUCAGCAGCCCCCUGAACUCUUCCCACGAGGUACCAACCCCUUUGCCACAGUUAAGCUGCGCCCCACAGUCACCAACGACCGCUCGGCACCGAUCAUCCGAUGA
Messenger RNA from Indicator indicator, 1494 nucleotides. It is a transcript of the gene BAIAP2L2, whose product is annotated as BAR/IMD domain containing adaptor protein 2 like 2. Gene Ontology annotation, biological process: positive regulation of actin filament polymerization; actin crosslink formation; plasma membrane organization. Gene Ontology annotation, cellular component: nucleoplasm; cytosol. The record is from RefSeq and is a predicted model, not a curated record. Gene Ontology annotation, molecular function: protein binding. The transcript has 14 exons. NCBI's taxonomy places the organism in Eukaryota, Metazoa, Chordata, Aves, Piciformes, Indicatoridae. Bases 4 to 1494 code for a protein of 496 amino acids.